AACAAUAAGCACAAAAUACAAAAGACAAAUUUCUAAUUCAUAAAAGCCAAUGUUUUGAAAUAAAAGUGACCUUAGCACUAUAAAAAAAGUCGGUCAAGUGGUAGGUCAGACUGAUUUCCUGACGUCACUUCCCAUCAUUCGUAGCUGUAAUGUCCGCCGUCAGUCCUGUACAGUAAAUUUCAUGUAAGCUGAACUUGUUUUAUAACGAAUACGAGUCAAAUAGAGCCUUGUCCUCAAAUUUAUGAAUUAAACUUACCAACAUAAGAUGGGAGAUCAAUAUUUAGCGUAUUGUCUCUCACAGACAAGCUUCACAUGGGCGUUAAAAAGCAAAGUUAUCUGUUGUUGAAGUGAUGAAUAUGGCAGCUAACUCCGACAAGAUGGCAGUAACUGACAACCAAUCUAUUCCUAUUCAUGGGUCUGACUCUAGAGAAGAUACAGACAUGAAGCUUCAAGGUAAAUCUACCAAUGACGGCAAUUAUAAAAAGAAAAGUACUUUCAAGAUAACAAGUGUUACUAAAAGUUACCAUGGGUCAGCAGACAUGUCAAAUGAUGCUGAUCAUGACAUUGAACAUGAUUCAAUGGAUGAUUUAGAUGAAACUGUAGAAAGUCACACUGAAGAUGCCAGUUCAGAAAUAUUAGAUAUUUCUAAACAUACUGAUGGCGGUGAGCCUGCAUCGCCCAUGGAGGAGGAAACUUCUGAUCAUGCUAUAAACUCUGGCAUUACCGCCAUUAAUAAUACCAAUAAAGAAGUUAACAUUAAAACUGAACAAAUGAAUAGCACUAGCAAUGUAAAAGAAAUAAAUGUGAAAGAGAAGGAAAAGGAAAAGACAGAGCCGCAAGGUCCACAUCCAACCCGAUUUAAAGUAGUUAAGAUAGAAACGAGAGAACCAUUUAAACGUGGACGUUGGAGAUGUCAAGAUACUUUAGAUGUUCCAGCUUCAGACAAAAGUGACACUAAAAUUAAUAUUGUAGACUCGAAUGUUGGGGUACCAAAUAGUACUUUACAUAAUGUAAGUUCAGGAGAAGACCCAUCUAAAAAUCCUGCCAAAUCUGUGACUGUGAUUCAAGGUGAAAGUAGGGAAAAUUUUCACAUUGAUAAUUCUUCAACAAUUCGUCAGACUCAACCUAAUAGUCAACUACAAAUAGCACAAACUCCUAAGUCUAGUAUACCGAGUAAUCUUGCUCAACAGGUAUACACACAUCCAGGUUCAACUAAUUUUCAGAAUGGAACAGGACAUUCUCAAGCUCUCCCAAAUGUGAACAGUUCUUAUACCCCUGGUCAAACUUCUAUGCAAACAGGUGAUACGACUUUCAUGUAUACUGGUCAGAUACCUAGUACAAUGCAGAAUGUAGCUGGGUCAAAUGUAGAUAACAAAUUACAGUACAAUAAAGAACAACAUGUUAGUAGUGAUAAUGUGAUACAAAAUAUAGACAAUACAGAACUAAAUUCUAAUUUAUCAAAGACCAGCGGUGCUCAUAACAUGCCACAGAAUUCCAUGAAUAUUGAUAUACAGCAAGGGGCAAUUCUGACUCCACAGUCUGUUGCUGAAGUUGUUGGAAUGAUUCCAAGUCCACAGGAAGAAGACAGGUCUAAAAGAAACUUCAGUGCUAUUAGUCCUCUGACACCAGGUGGACGAAAUGAUAAAAAGUGUACCAUUCGUGGAAAAAUUGGUUCAAGUACUGUUGCUAUUGAUAACAAAAUAGAACAAGCUAUGGAUCUGGUAAAAAGUCAUUUGAUGUAUGCUGUGAGAGAAGAAGUAGAAGUUUUAAAGGAACAAAUAAAAGAACUGAUGGACAAAAAUCAACAGUUAGAGUAUGAAAACCAGAUCUUAAAAAAUUCUGCUAGUCCUGAGACGCUCUCCAAACUUACCAGUCCUUCAUCAUCAUCGUGACAGCAUCAUAAUGGAUGUCUACAGAUAAAUUAAAACCAUCAUGUGGUGACACAGAUGACCAAGGCCAUCUCUAUGGUAACCAGAGUUCAUCAAUAGGAUUCAAGUGGUCUGAGUUACUCCUGGUGAAACUCAGCAAUUGUCAUGGCUACCCACUGGAUCAAUAGAAUAUGCUGUCCCAGAUAUUGCAAAGCUAAUUUUGACAUUUUACUUAUUAAUUUCAUACAUAAUCAGAAUAUCAGUAUUAUUUAUUUUGUAAUGAUAUUGAUUUUUAACAUGUCAAUUAUAUGAAAGAGUAUCAUUUAGCUGAGAAAAUAUAGGAUGUCACUCUGAUUAUCAAAAUUAUGCAUUACUUAUUACAUUUUCAGGAUUAUGUAGGACAAUUGUAAAUAAUAAUGAUUUGAAGGAUGAAAAUAUAUGGGGAAAACAGUUUAAAAAACAGACAGUUACUCUCAAUUGAAAUUUAGUAUUUAAAUAGCUUGGGUUUUAAUUUUAUUUGUGAAAAAUAAUGACCAUAAUAAUGGAUGCAAUGAAAUACUUUGAAAAUAUAAAGGUUUACCAUAUGUUUUUAUCAUUGAACCAGAAUGUCAUCUUACUAUUGGGCAUAUUGAAUUUUUGAUUUUAUAAACGUUUUGAUAAAUUGGAUGGCUGUUACAGUUAGAACAUUAUAACUUGAUGAAGAAAGGAAAGGCUGUCUGCUUAAUUCUGUAGCUUCAGUUGCAUUCUAUUUUCCUAUCAUUUUAGUGUUGCUUUUUGCUUAAAGAUUCACUUUGUAUGAUGUAUAGAUAUUUGUAAUGAAUAUUACUGUAAAAUAGGUUACUAGCUGUCCCUGAUUGCUUUGAACAGUUUUUUGUGCUGAAGUGUUUAAAUUCAUAAGCUGAGUAGAACUGUACAUAUACUGCACACAUUUUUUUCAAUGAAAGUUGUUCAUAUUGAACCAUUGUUUUGCACAUGCAUAAUAACAUGGUAAUCACAGCAUUAUUGAGUGGUAUACAAAUCAAACGUGAAAACAAACUACAUUUUAAUGGGAUUACACCAGUUAUUACAUAGCUUGAGUUUUGUGAGGAUUUGUUACUGAAUAGAACAAAAUAACAUUUUAUUAAAAUGCUAUAAAAUUUCCUGAAGAAGGGGAGAUAAUUCAAACAAUUAUUAAAGUGGCCAGUAUAUAUCCCUGUGCAGUAUUGCAUGAUUAUCGUUUUGUUCGACCUAAACUUUAAUAAUGCAAUUUAAAUAUUAGCACAAUAAAUUUAUGAAUAUAAUUGUAUAUUUGUAUUAUAUGUAUAUUGAUGUAACAAAUAUUGUUAUAUUUUAAUAGAAUAUAUUAUAUAUGAAAAUAAAUUAAUUUACAUCUUUCUUCAGUUUAAUAUCAGCUUAACAUGUUUCUCUUUUCAUGUUACUUUUAAAUGAAUCAUAUAUUAAUUGGCUUGGUUAUAAGAAUGCCUAAGAUUGUAAAUUUUUUCAAAUACUUUCUUUUGAAAUGUCAAUGAUAUUUUAAAUAAAAAGCUUAUUCUUUAUAUGAGUUAAUACAUCAAAGGUAUGCAUAAUUGCCUUUUUGAAAACUGUUGGGUCUGUUUUAAAUGAAUUAGAAUGGGAAGCAAUAGUAAAAGUUAUUCAAAUUGGAAUUAGUUUACUGGAAAGAUUGACACAGUCAUUUUAUAUGUUUAGAAAAUUGUCAUAUAAUAGAGUUUUUAGAAUUUUACUUUUUAUUUGUUAUUUGCCUUUAAAAUGUAUUAGAAUAAGUUUCCAAGAAGUGCUAUAAUUUAUUUUGAAGGAAAGUGUUAUAUGUUUUUAUAUUUUGUUUGAAAUGUUGAAGUUUAAUCAGAGAAACUGUGUUUUAACAGAUUUAGUAUGUUCACACAAACACUUACUCUAAAUGUCAAAAAAAAUACUUUGAUUAAGAAGUCUAAAUGCAUUUGACUAAUUAUUGAAUAUUUCAAGAAAUUGUUUUCUAUUUCUUAUCUCUGAUUAAUGGCAUAUUUAUCAAUGAGACAUUUAUUGUUUUGUUUUGAUAAAUGACUCUUUGAGAAUAUGUAUAAAAAGACAAAAACUGUGUUUAAGUAUAUCAGACAAUCUAUCUUUCUUAUAGGGGGGCAAAGAAGGGGUGACAUUUUGAAUUAUAAAUGGUAAAUAUUUGACUAAUUUUGAAAUGUAAAAAUAAUUUGUUCUUUAAAUUAGUUUAAAUUUUCUUUUAUAAUUAUGUUGAAAGAAAUUUAUUUGGGGUACCUGAAAAUUGGUUGGUUCCUGCAAUUUUUAAUUCUCCAUCAAUCAAAAUUAUGUCUCCUUUAUUCAUUCGAUUGGUUGUAUUAACUAACAUUAAAACCUAUGAAAAUGUAAUAUAAAAGAAGAAAUGGGCUAUGUUAUUAAAGCCUGUAUGAAAUAACAAAAAACAUAAAUCUCAAAAAAAGAUUUGCAAAUUUUUAACCGAAUAAUCUGUUCAAGAUAUAUGCUUCUUGUAUGAUUCAAUUGGUGACACAUUAAUGGAAAUUAUUUUUUUAACAAAAAAAAAUAGGUUUAACAGUACAAUAUUGUCUGGUAUAUUUAAAAUCUUGAAACAUGCUGGAAGAUGAUUUAAAAGAAACCAAAAUGAGAUUGUUCUGGUAAGGGAGAAAACUUGCCAUUGUGAUAUGAAUGUAAUGUGCAAAAGUAGGAUAACUUGGAGAGAAAAUAUGACAUUUAUAAACUAAAUAACAUUACCAUGAAAUUAAAAAUAAAUUUAAUUUACAAUUA
This is a messenger RNA of Mytilus trossulus (common blue mussel), 4616 nucleotides long. Its product is annotated as TSC22 domain family protein 2-like. Gene Ontology annotation, cellular component: cytosol; nucleus. Lineage: Eukaryota; Metazoa; Mollusca; Bivalvia; Mytilida; Mytilidae. The record is from RefSeq and is a predicted model, not a curated record. The transcript has 5 exons. The coding region runs from base 351 to 1892 and encodes 513 amino acids. Gene Ontology annotation, biological process: positive regulation of cell population proliferation; negative regulation of apoptotic process; regulation of transcription by RNA polymerase II.